Molecule: messenger RNA, 966 nt
Organism: Striga asiatica
Lineage: Eukaryota; Viridiplantae; Streptophyta; Magnoliopsida; Lamiales; Orobanchaceae
Source: the annotation of a GenBank genome assembly
AUGCAGAUGAGGGCUAGGGCGAGGUUCCCAGUCCCCUUGGUAAAGCUCCCUGUGCCUGACACCCCGAAGACGGAGGCAACAAGCGCCCCCACACCUAUCUGGCAGAUGAUCAUCUGCACGCCGCCCUCGAGAAACAGAAGCCUGCGCCCGAACCUAUCAACCGUGAAGAUGGAGACGAAGGUGGCGAGCACGUUGACGAGUCCCGUGACGACUGCGGACAUGAGUGACGCGUCGUCCCCAAAGCCGAGGGACAGGCGCGUAGAACAUGAUUACGUUGAUCCCCGUGAGCUGUUGGAAGAACGGGAUGAGGAGCGUGAUCACGAGUUGGGGACGGUACUUUGUCUCCAGGAUCGUGCGGAGCGGUUGCUUAACCUUCUGGGACGCCUCACUGGCCUCCACCAAGUCCUUGUACUCGGCGUCCACGCACGGCGUGCCUCGGAUCUUCUCGAGCAUGGUGCGCGCGCUCUCGCGCUGGCCCCUCUCGAUCAGGGAGUUUGGGGUGUCGGGGAGGAAGAUUGCCCCGACGGUCAUCACGAGGGCGGGGGCGCCUGCCAGGGCGAGGGAGACGCGCCACCCGUUGGAGGCCAUCUUGGCGGUGCCGUAGUUGACGAGGUUGGCGGCGAAGAUGCCGAUGGUGAUGGCCAUCUGGAAGCCGAUGUUAAGGGCCCCGCGAAGCUUGUGGGGGGCCAUCUCGGAGAGGUAGACGGGGACGGACUGGGCGAUGCCGUUGAGGAUGGCACCGAAGAGGAAGACGACCCCGCCGGUGGUCAUCGAGACCUUGCGUCCGAACUUGCGAGUGGUGGCCGAGGCGAGGAAGGAGGCCACCAGGGCCGCCAGGUAGAGGGACGACGUAAAGAGGGUCAGGAGGUGAUUCUCGAACUUGCAGUACUGGCUCUCGCCCCCGCCGGAUUUCUUUUCCUUCUCGUACACUUCGGGGAAGAAUUUCUGCAGGAACUCGUCCAUUGA